Globicephala melas (long-finned pilot whale) is the source of this 4797-nucleotide messenger RNA. It is a transcript of the gene FAM131C, whose product is annotated as family with sequence similarity 131 member C. Lineage: Eukaryota; Metazoa; Chordata; Mammalia; Artiodactyla; Delphinidae. The record is from RefSeq and is a predicted model, not a curated record.
UGGCGUGGACGACCCGGCGGGAGCGGCGGCUGAGGCGAGCGGAGCCCCGGCCCCUUCUCCGCUCGUCCGCGCUUCCGCUGCGCCAGCGCCGCGCGUGAGCCCCGAGCCCGAGGAGACAUGAGCGCCCGGCGGCCCGGCGCACCCAAGGCGCAGCGGCCCGGCCCCGCGGCCCCGUGAUGGGCUCCUGCGUGUCGCGAGAUUUGCUCACAAGUUCCCACAAGGACUGCCCCAUGCCCCAGGGCACGGCCCCCCUGAGCCCAGACUCGCCCUCCAGCCGCCCACCCAUCAUGGCUCCAGACCAUGUCAUUGGCAAGGACAAACAGAUGGAUUUCUGUUGGGAUCCUUGGCAGAGGUGCUUCCAGACCACCAACGGCUACCUGUCCGACUCCAGAUCCUGCUCCAGCAACUACAACGUGGCAGCCCUGGCCACCUCGUCCCUCGUGGGAGUGGUGCAGAGCAUCAAGGACCACAUCACAAAGCCCACGGCCAUGGCACGUGGCCGCGUGGCCCACCUCAUCGAGUGGAAGGGCUGGAGUGCCCAGCGCUCAGGCUGGGAGUUGUCCACAGCCGAGGACGAGCAUUACUGCUGCCUCCCAGAUGAGCUGCGCGAGGCCCGCUUUGCUGCAGGGGUUGCCGAGCAGUUUGCCAUCACGGAGGCCACACUGAGUGCCUGGUCCUCGCUGGACGACGAGGAGCUGCCCCCAGAGAACAGCCCCCAGGACGUCAUCCAGCUACAGGACCUGGAGAGCAUCUACCUUCAGGACAGUCUUCUGAGUGUCCCCUCGCAGGAUGACAGUCUUCUGGCCUUCUCCUCCCCCGAUGGAUGGCCCUCAUCUGACGAGCCCCCCACCAUAGCCUCUGGCCCGCAGCCCCCCAGCCCCGAACAGCAGCGCUGGCAGCGGCUCCUGGGGGCCCCGGGGCCCGAGGGUGGGGCCCGCCUGCAGGGCUCCCUCCCGUCGGUGGACAGUGGCUCCCUCUCGGAGGAGGACGAGGUGUUCUAUAACUGAGGCGGGGGCCGGAGCCUGCUCACGCCAUGACCUUGCCUGGUGGGAAGCCCAGGUAUAUCAGGACACCAGGGUCUGGCUGGGCAUCUCUUGACCCCUCAGGGCAGGCACGGGGUGGGUGCGGCAGGGAUGGGGGCCAGCAUUCCUUGGGGACCAUUCCGUGCCUCUGUGGACCUGCCCCCCGCAGUGGGAGCCGUAAUCCCCUUCUCCCUCUUUACUUGGCUCAGGCGGGCACCUUCCCCUGCAGUUUCUGCCAUCAGCGAGCUCAAGGACUCUCAGCAGACAGCAGGCAGGCCGCCCAGAGGGGCCAACAGCCAGGUUCCCAGGCAGACAACCGCGGAGGGGCCUGGGAGACCCGCCUCGACCCCAGGGCUCGGUUCCUCGCCCCUCCCCUCUGUGCUCCUGCCCCCCACCAGAGGCGGGGUGGCCUCUUGGGGUACCUAACAUCUGCUCCUUAGUGCUCUUCACGAGGAUUCUGUCUCUGGAGUGUCUGUCUGUCCGUCACUCUCUGGAUCUGCUCCCUGGUGCCCUGCUCCCCCAUCCUUGCUCUCUCCUCCCAUCUCCCUGAAGGUUCUCUGAAGACAUUAAAGUGGUGGAUUCACCCUGGAGGAACUUGGCCUGGUCUCUGCUGGGGACGGCAUGUCCUCAGGCCCUGGCGGGGGGAGCUCUAGAAGGACUUUGGAGAGGGCCCCUACCCCCAAAAUACACAGACAGCUGGUCAACCUGCUGCCAGCAGCCAGGAGGGUCCCCGUGGAGGAUGCUUAAGGCUCUGUGGACUCUCCAAGGAACCACACGUGGGGACCCCGCUGUGUCAACCCUGGCUCAGCCAAGGAGGAGGCUGAGGCUGCUGGAGUGAGGGAAACUGGGCCACAGGGUCGUGCUCACACAUGACGACAGGCAUCAUAAGACCUGGUGGGAACCUGCUUUCAUAACUCCCUGCCGGGAAGGGGGACAUGAGGAGGCGUGGGAAACCAGGCCCCAGGCCUGCAAGGCCCACAUGACCACCAGGGGGCCCCCAAGAGCUCACUCAGGGCCGGCAAAUGUGGCCUUGCUGAGGCGGCAAGAUAACACCCUGGAUGCUGAGAUGAGGGACAGACGGCUCUGGCAAUCAGCUUUAUUUUUUCUCAGGAGCCUCCGGUUGGGAGUCAUACAACCCUCAGAGGGCAUCUCUGCGUGCCCUUGGCGACAGAAUAUCCCAAUGUCUUCAUUCGUGAAUUUGAUUCUUUCAUGGAGCACCCACCAUAUGCUGGUUUUCUGCUGUCUUGCGUUCUGAGUUCUGUCCAGAGGGGGAUUUGUCCUUCAAGGCAGGUAGCACUUGUUUCAUGGAGAAUGGGACGUGGUGACUAUGGGGCCUCUUCAGUGCUAGCUUAGCUGCCUACUUUGCCGAAGAGUUGAGCUGGGCUGGAGGGGAGGGGUGCGUUAUGAUGGGGGGGGAGAGAGGCAGGGUCUCUGCCCCAUCUCCGUCACCAGGGCAGCUGAGGGGCCCUGUUUCAUCUUGCCAGGCUGGCUCACUUUGGGGCAGGAGGGUUUGUCAGGUUGGAAAUUGCUUUCUUCAACUAGAACAGAGAACAGAGUGGGGAGGAUGUAGAGGAGAUUGCAAGUGGGGGGCACCAGUAUAGUUUGACUCCCCUAAGGGUUGAUUCUGGAGUGAAUUUUAGAGCCAGUGCCUCCCUAUUGCAUAGAUCAGAUCAUUGAGGCCCAGAGAAUGGCAGGGCUGGCCACAAAAUAAGGUAGAGGUAGCUGGACCAAGUGGCUGGCUACUCUGGGCCAGGAAGUGAGGCUCAUCAGAAUCCCAUGAGGCCCCUCCAAGUUUUUUUUUUUUUUGGCCACGCUGUGCGGCAUGUGGGAUCUUAGUUCCCCGACCAGGGAUCGAACCCACGCCCCCUGCAGUGGAAGAGCAGAAUCUUAACCACGGGACCACCAGGGAAGUCCCAAGGCCCCUCCAAAUUUGAUGGCAGAAUUUUGGUGCCCCCCCCACCUCCCCAGCCUGUUUGAGCAUGGCUCCUCCCCUUUGCUCCACCCUUGGGACCAUGGUACCUCCACCCAAGACACGAAGCCCACAGCUCUGCCCUGAGACGUCACGAAGAGGGACUGAAGUUUCAACAGCUCGAAGAGGUUGUGUGCCUGCAGGGGGGGCGGUUAGGAAACACUGGAGGAUAGGUGACACCGACCCGAACCCUCUGGCUUCAGUUUCUUCCUAGCUUGGCAGCUUUGAGCAGAGGUGAAGGCCCGGGCCAGGCUCUGUCCCAGUGGUGCCCACCCCACCUUGUUUCUGAGCCUGGGAGGGCUGGACAGCUGUGAUGGAGGGUGGGAGACCAAGACCUGGGCCUGCAAUGUCCAAUGUGACCACCAGGGGUCCCCAGAGUCCACACAAGGGACUAGUGGAAAGGACCCGUUUUUCAGCAUCAUCUGGCAUCAUCCACUGGCACAGAGGGGUUGGGGCCACCCUUAGGUCCCCAACCUGCUUCUGUCCCUCCAUGACCCAUGUGCCAGGCUCUGUGCUUGCAGGGGGGAGGGGAUCAGCAUUCAGAGUGAUUAAGUACUUUGCCCAAGAUCACACAGGCAGAAUGUAGUAGACCUGAAAUUGAAACCCACGUGUGCCUUGAUGAAAAGACAUAUUUUUAACCACUCUUUCUUUCCAUCCAGAAUCUUCUGGUUCCCAAGCUCUCCCUCUUCCCUAGUCUCUGCAUCAUCCCAACAGCCCUGGAACUGAGAGACAGAGAGGGCAGGAACUGCAUGCCCAUUCCACAGGUGAGGAAGCAGGCCCAGGAGGAACAGAAAGCCACACAGCAUGUCCGGGAAGCUGGAGCCAAGUUUCCCUCUCAGGCUCUUCCCCUCUAUCCCAGGGCCCCUGUCUGCCCACAGCGAAAAAUUUCGCCAUUACCUGGUGCAGGGAGGUCUCCGGGGACAGCUUCAGGGUCACUGGCUCCACGGGGCAGCCCCCAGCCAAGAUGUCCUGCAGACACUGCUGGGGAUGGGGGAAGGGUUAUGGGGGCCUGGGACAGCUCCCCCUUCCCCAGGCAGCCCCUCUCAAACCACAGGCUAUCAGCUGGCCACUCCCCUCACAACCCUGCUGACUCCCCAUCCUCUACUCACACCUCAUAUGAGCACUCACCUGGUGUCCUGGAACCCGGGAGGGUGGCUCAGCCUGGAGGGCCUGCACCAGGUGUGCCCUUCGCACGGUGCCCACCAGUAUCUGAGACUCUGGACAAGUGGAGAGGGAGAGGAAAAAAGCCACAUUAUGAAAAAGGAACUUACGUUUACUGGACUGCUACGAUGUGCCAAGAACGAUGCUGGGUGUUCUCAUGACUCUCGGGAACAUACAGCACCUAUGGGUCAGGAACUAUUAUCACCCAUUUUACAGGAGAGGAAACCGAGGCUCAGAGGCACAGAGAGGUUAGUUGUCUUGCCCAAGGUCACUCAGCUUCUGACGUGGAGGAGUGGUAGCUGAGGGUGGCCAGGUAAGGCUGCCAGGGGGCCGGGAGGUAACCUGCCCACCCCAAGAUGCCCCACCUGGCAGGGCCUCAAGGCAGGAGCAGGUCUGGGACACCUGCAUGAAACUGUCUGUGCGUCAGGGCUGGGCUUUGUCCCUCGUUUCCCAUAGGAAGUUGCACUGGCUCAGCCCAGUGAAGGCAUGAACCUGGAAGGCCGCCAUGUCCUGAGGUCCUCCUGUGUGCUGGAGGCCUGGCGAGCCUCACUGCAGGGUACCACUGGAGUCUGCAGGUAUUUCGUUUUGAGGGACAGCCUGAUAGUUUUGAUUUUUGUCCAGUAAAAUAAAAACUUUACAACUGGA